This is a messenger RNA of Racocetra persica, 1789 nucleotides long. Lineage: Eukaryota; Fungi; Glomeromycota; Glomeromycetes; Diversisporales; Gigasporaceae. The record is from the annotation of a GenBank genome assembly.
AACACCUUGACGUGCCAUUGGGGUCACUAUCAGAGCACCUUUAGCGAGCCAUUGAAGAUUACUAUCUUUGGUGAAUCAUUAGUGGUUACUAUUAGAGUACCUUUGGUAGACCAUUGGGAUCACUAUUGGAGCACCUUGCUAUCUAGUCCCAAUGUAUCCAAAUCUCAAUUAUCAGUACCUAGCCUCUUAUCUAUAGAGAAUUUGGCCAACUGGCUAGCGAAUCCUGAGAUAAAUAACAACCCAAGUAUUAUUAGUAAAAAGACAGCAAAAGAUAUGUUUAAAGUAGAUGGUGCCGAAUAUACAUUUUCGACCUGGUUUGCAACAAUUGAGGAAGAAAAAAUAUAUGAAGCCGGAAUGACCGAAAAACAUUAUGAUAAUUUCAAAAUUGUUGACAAAUAUGAGCCCAUACGUGAGUCAAAAAAGCCAGAUAGUAAACGAUUAAUGCCUAUGAAAGAUGGUGCACUUAAUUGUGUAGCUCAGCAAAUAAUAGAGCAUUUUGAAAAAGCAAAAAAGGAUAUGGAUAUAGUAGAAUUAGAAAAAAUACUUAAGAGGCCAAUCAAAUUGCUUGAUAAUACUCACGGGACCAUUUUUAAUAGUAGAAAAUAUCAAACAGAUCGAAUGGUAGAGUAUUAUAAUGAUAAUGCAUGGAAGGCUAUUAAUAAAGCUCUUCAAGGACCACAAGCAAUAUGGCUUAUUGGGCUUGAACUCAGAGAAAGAGAAAUAUUGGAAGAGAUCCAGUCAAUAUUUCAAUUUGUUCUAGAAGAUGGUCUUGAGUUAGCAGAACAGGUAUUUGGUGCUAAUCAUGCUAGAGACAAACUUGCUAAUGAGAUCAAUGAUUGGCAUCUUACUCCAGCUAGUGUACAUGAAAAUAUAAAGCAAUCUUGUGUCAAACAUGGGCAUGGAGGAUACUGGAAUACACCUAAUUAUCAAGUCGAAGAUGUUGUAUGUAUAGAUAUGAAGGAAUGUUAUCCAGCAAGCAUGCGUGUGGCAGUGAAUGGAGAAUUGCCACAAGAUGAUAUUAUAGGAUUUGCACAAAUAAGAUCUUUCAAAUUUGUUCUUAAUAUUCAUCCAGUAAUUCCUAUUUGGUACAGAAAGCAUUUUGCUUGUCGAAGUGGAGAAGGAUGUGGGAAGGCAAAAGGCUGGACUCCUAUCAUACUUUUACGAUAUCUUCUUGAAGCAGGUAUCCUAGAAAGUAUAACUAUAGGAGAAGCCAUUAUUUCUCUUACCAAGCAGACAAAAGUAUGGUUGCCUAAAAAUCAGGAUAUAAGUUGCGCAAUCAUAGGAAAUUUCACACAAGAAAAUAAAGUUGAAGAAAAACGUCUUACUCAUUGGGUUGUAAUAGACGAAGGUGAACUUGAUUUCUUGAUCCAGGAUUGCAUUAAAGAAGAAACAUAUACAGGUAGUAAUAAAUGUCCGCUUGGACAUAUACUUACAUACUAUGAAGGCUAUCAGCCUCAAUAUACACAUUUGCGAGCCUCAAUAUUAGCUUAUGUCUAUAUAAACUUACUGGAAAUGCUUCAAAGAUUUGGUCCUAAUGAAGUAGUAAGAAUCGCAACAGAUUCUAUAUAUAUACGAAGAGAGGCCUUAUAUAAGAUCAAAAAUGUAUCUGCUUUCUUUAAACAAGUUAAGCAAAAGAUUAGCUAUUACAAAGAUUCGGUAAAUACUAGUAAAUUUCUAUAUCUAUACGACUGGCAUUCAUGUGCAGUGUAUAACAACCCAUCGUUUAUAGAAUCGAUUAAAGUAUUUCAAAAAACUAAAAUGCCUUUAGCAGUAGGAGAAUAUUUUCCAU